AUGACAGCUUCGGCAUCUCUCGCAACCGCCAACGACGGGAUAUUGGUUCUCGUCAAAAUCGAGACUCGCGAUGCCAUGACGAAUUUGGAUGGCAUUCUUUCUGUAGAUGGCCUCGGUAUGCCUGUCAUAUGGUGUUCUCGUUGGUCUUAUGGUCUGUCGCUCUCGCAUGGGUACCGAUCGCCGUCUCUCGACUUGCAACCGGAAGUCGAGGUGCUGAUCCAAAACGUACGGAGA
Laetiporus sulphureus 93-53 is the source of this 234-nucleotide messenger RNA. RefSeq lists its product as uncharacterized. Lineage: Eukaryota; Fungi; Basidiomycota; Agaricomycetes; Polyporales; Laetiporaceae. The transcript is spliced from 2 exons. Gene Ontology annotation, molecular function: catalytic activity. The annotation marks the transcript as partial. The record is from RefSeq and is a predicted model, not a curated record.